CAUCACACACGGCCAGUAAACAGCAUGGCGGCGUCCGUGCAGCGUUUCGGCGCAGUGGGAAGAAGAUUUUUAAAAAAUGUGCUGAACACAAGAGCUGUUAACGGGACCAUUGUUGGAUCCAGUCGGCAUCGCUCCACUCCAGCUGUCAGUCACGUGGUUCUAAACGUACCUGAGACGAAGGUCACGGCCCUUGAAAACGGACUGAGGGUUGCGUCCGAAGACUCGGGACUGUCCACGUGCACGGUUGGUCUGUGGAUUGAUGCUGGGAGCCGAUAUGAAAAUGAACGAAACAAUGGCACAGCCCACUUCCUGGAGCACAUGGCAUUUAAGGGCACCAGGAAAAGGUCACAGCUUGACUUGGAGUUAGAGAUCGAAAACAUGGGAGCUCAUCUCAACGCUUACACCUCAAGAGAGCAGACCGUGUACUACGCUAAAGCCUUCUCCAAAGACCUGCCUAGAGCGGUGGAGAUCCUGGCUGACAUCAUCCAGAACAGCACACUGGGAGAGGCAGAGAUCGAGCGGGAGCGUGGAGUCAUCCUCAGAGAGAUGCAGGAAGUGGAGACUAACCUGCAGGAAGUUGUCUUUGAUUACCUCCAUGCUACGGCCUAUCAGGAGACACCCCUGGGAAGAACCAUUCUGGGUCCUACAGAGAACAUCAAAUCAAUAAAUCGAGGAGACCUGGUGGAGUACAUCACAACACACUACAAGGGUCCAAGAAUUGUAUUGGCAGCAGCUGGAGGUGUGUCACAUUAUGAGCUUAUUGAUUUGGCCAAAUAUCAUUUUGGAAAGCUACCAGCCAGAUACAGUGCUGAAGCAUUACUACCCUGCCAUUUCACAGGAAGUGAGAUUCGUGUCCGAGAUGAUAAAAUGCCCUUGGCUCAUAUUGCCAUUGCUGUGGAGGCCGUCGGGUGGUCACAUCCAGACACCAUUCCACUAAUGGUGGCAAACACACUCAUCGGGAACUGGGACCGUUCGCUUGGCGGUGGGAUGAAUUUGUCCAGUAAGUUGGCACAGAUGGCGUGUCAGGGUAACCUGUGCCACAGCUUUCAGUCCUUUAACACCUGUUACACUGAUACAGGCCUGUGGGGACUUUACAUGGUGUGCGAACCGGGGACCAUCAGUGAGAUGAUUCGCUUCACUCAGCUCGAAUGGAUGUCUCUGUGUACGAAUGUGACAGAUAGCGAGGUAAACCGAGCAAAAAACCUGCUCAAGACAAACAUGCUGCUCCACCUGGAUGGGUCGACACCCAUCUGCGAGGACAUCGGCCGACAGAUGUUGUGCUACAAUCGCAGGAUUCCUCUACAUGAGCUGGAGGCCAGAAUAGAAGCUAUAGAUGCCACGACCAUCAGAAGUGUAUGCAUGAAAUACAUCUAUAAUAAAGCUCCUGCCAUAGCAGCUGUUGGUCCAAUUGAACAACUCCCAGAUUAUAAUAGGAUCCAGAGCGGCAUGUAUUGGUUAAGAUCAUAAAGACAAUGCUAAUACAUCAACAAAAUUACAGACAAUGGAUAUUUAAUGUGUGCUUUUUCUUGUUUAUUUUAUUAUAAAAUAAAGAACAACACAAUAAAGUUAAAAGACCAA
Messenger RNA from Paramisgurnus dabryanus, 1578 nucleotides. It is a transcript of the gene pmpcb, whose product is annotated as peptidase, mitochondrial processing subunit beta. Gene Ontology annotation, molecular function: metal ion binding; metalloendopeptidase activity. The record is from RefSeq and is a predicted model, not a curated record. Gene Ontology annotation, cellular component: mitochondrion. Lineage: Eukaryota; Metazoa; Chordata; Actinopteri; Cypriniformes; Cobitidae.